AUGGCCUCUGGGAGCCACAAUGAAAAGCUGCACUACCAGCGUAGAAGGUAUACUGUUGCCGAGCUUCUGGUGAUGGGCAAAACACUACCAUUUGUUUGUUGUCCCGUGGCCAAUUUCAAACCAGUGGCCUGGACAGAGAAUAUUCUCAUCACAGUGGCCCCAACCAGCAAUUCUAAUGAAAAACACAAGGCUAGGAUGAUCGCUACAAAGCUUGGUACCCAUCGUCCCAGUAACCUCAUUAACAGCCGCCAGGAGCAAGAAGCCACCGAACGCCUUGUCCCCAAAAGAAAAGCUUCUCUGCGUGGAACAAUCGCGAAACAACAGGCGCUUGCUACAAUCCCCGAGGUCCCGACGCCAAAGUCAAUCAUAGCUACCGAGGCUCCGAUGCAGCCGGUUUCUUUGGAUUAUAGGCUCUCGGGUGGCUACGGGAAGAAUAUCGAGAUUGAAAAGGGUCAGGCAAAUAAUGUUGGGUUGACGACCAGCAUGCAUGCAUUUGUUCCCGGCGGGACACUCAAGACCCCUCCUAUGACUGCCCUUAACGCGGGUGACCUGAGGGACUGGGAGAUGGGAGGAAAUACACUCGAUCACAGAAUGAACACUCUUAGUCUUGCUGAUGGACUUGGGCUACAAAGGGCGAGCUCCAAUGCGGAAAUUCUUCCAAGAGCGUCGAAUCUUAGCUUCUCCACCAAGCAGAAAUUGCCUGCAGAGAACGGGAGGGAGAAUGUCAGAACUGUAUCGAUGACAACAGCAGCGGCAAACCAGACUGUCAAGCAUAAGAAUAAUCUUUCCAACGGAACUUUUCUCCCUACUCCAAGAAACCUCAUGAAUGAGAGGUCUAGCGGUGACGAGCAACGUGCUUGGAUCGAUUACAUGCUGGCCAGGCCCAUCAUGUCCGCCAGCCGAUCAGCCCCACAGAUCAAGGAACCUCUUGGUGCUAGUAUCGAUGAUUUCGUCGAUCCUGACCGUUUUAAACCACUAGACGAUUUCUACCUUGAUGGGAUUAAUUGA
Morchella importuna is the source of this 1008-nucleotide messenger RNA. RefSeq lists its product as uncharacterized. The record is from RefSeq and is a predicted model, not a curated record. Lineage: Eukaryota; Fungi; Ascomycota; Pezizomycetes; Pezizales; Morchellaceae. The coding region runs from base 1 to 1008 and encodes 335 amino acids. The transcript has 4 exons.